Molecule: messenger RNA, 3994 nt
Organism: Jatropha curcas
Lineage: Eukaryota; Viridiplantae; Streptophyta; Magnoliopsida; Malpighiales; Euphorbiaceae
Product: putative ABC transporter B family member 8
Biological process (GO): transmembrane transport
Cellular component (GO): membrane
Molecular function (GO): ABC-type transporter activity; ATP hydrolysis activity; ATP binding
Source: RefSeq, a predicted model, not a curated record
CACAAAUACCUCUUUGGCCUUUUCUCUUUUUCUAAUGUGCUAUAGCUAGCAGAUACUGAAAAAAGCAGUCAUCUUUUGAGAAAUUGGAAACAAAUCAGAAGAAUGGCUUCUCCAAAGAAAAAUGAGAAGAAUAUCAGAAGGGAAGAGAGCAAGUCCAUAGCCAUAAUCUUUAGAUAUGCAGAUUGGGUUGAUAUGUUGCUUAUGAUUAUGGGUACUAUUGGAGCUAUUGGAGAUGGCAUGUCAACUAACUGUCUUUUAGUCUUUGCCAGCCGCAUAAUGAACAGCUUAGGCUAUGGUAAUAAUAAAACGACCCAACAAAAUCAAGCCAAUUUCAUGUCUGAAGUUGAAAAGUGCAGCUUAUAUUUUGUGUACUUGGGAUUAGCAGUCAUGGCGAUGGCAUUUAUGGAAGGUUACUGUUGGAGCAAAACCAGUGAGCGACAGGUUUUGAAGAUCCGAUACAAGUAUUUGGAAGCUGUUCUCAGACAAGAAGUUGGGUUCUUUGAUUCACAGGAAGCAACUACUUCAGAGAUCAUAAAUAGCAUUUCAAAAGAUACUUCUCUUAUACAAGAAGUACUUAGUGAAAAGGUGCCCAUAUUUUUGAUGCACGCAACAGUUUUCAUAUCAGGACUUGCAUUUUCUACCUAUUUUUCAUGGAGGCUGUCUCUAGUAGCUUUUCCAACUUUGCUUUUGUUAAUAAUACCUGGAAUGAUUUAUGGGAAAUACCUUCUCUACUUGUCCAAAAAGGCUCAUAAAGAGUAUGGUAAAGCAAACGCCAUUGUUGAGCAGGCCUUGAGCUCUAUUAAGACAGUUUAUGCAUUCACUGCUGAGAAAAGGAUUGUUGAUAGAUAUUCAGCAAUAUUGGACAUGACAUCAAAGCUAGGAAUCAAACAAGGCAUAGCGAAAGGUCUCGCAGUAGGAAGCACUGGACUAUCCUUUGCCAUAUGGGCAUUUAUUGCUUGGUAUGGAAGUCAUUUGGUUAUGUACAAAGGAGAAAGUGGAGGGAGGAUAUAUGCUGCUGGCAUUUCCUUCAUAUUAGGAGGACUAUCCCUUGGAAUUGCACUUCCUGAUUUGAAGUACUUCACAGAAGCAUCUGUUGCCGCCACCCGAAUAUUUGACAGGAUUGACAGAGUUCCAGAAAUUGAUAGUGAAGAUACAAAAGGAAUUGUAUUAGACAAAAUGCAAGGUGAAAUAGAGUUCGAACAUGUCAAAUUCACAUACCCAUCUCGACCAGAUUCCACUGUCCUUAAAGACUUUAGCCUUAAAAUUGAAGCAGGAAAAACUGUUGCCCUUGUUGGUGCAAGUGGAAGUGGAAAGUCCACUGCCAUUGCUUUAGUACAGCGAUUUUAUGAUGCUAAUGGUGGAUUUGUCAAGAUUGAUGGUGUUGAUAUAAGAACAUUAAAUUUGAAAUGGAUAAGAGGAAAAAUGGGUCUUGUUAGCCAAGAACAUGCUUUAUUUGGGACAUCAAUUAAAGAGAAUAUCAUGUUUGGAAAGCUUGAUGCUACAAUGGAUGAAGUCACAGCCGCAGCUAUGGCUGCAAAUGCUCAUAACUUUAUAAGACAGCUUCCAGAAGGUUAUGAGACAAAGGUUGGAGAAAGAGGAGCACUUUUAUCUGGCGGGCAGAAGCAGCGUAUUGCCAUUGCUAGAGCCAUCGUUAAGAACCCUGUUAUUCUCUUACUCGACGAAGCAACAAGUGCUCUUGACUCUGAGUCAGAAAAACUAGUCCAAAAUGCUCUUGAUCAAGCCUCCAUGGGAAGAACUACACUGGUGGUUGCACACAAGCUAGCUACAAUAAGAAAUGCAGACCUCAUUGCAGUGGUUAACAAUGGAUGCAUCAUUGAAUUAGGUUCACAUAAUGAUCUGAUCCAGAGAAAAAAUGGACACUAUGCUAACCUAGCAAAGCUACAAGGGCAGUUCAGUUGUGAUGACCAUGAACAAAACCCUGAUCAACUACAUUUGUCUUCAGUUGCAAGAAGCAGCGGUGGCCGGAUAAGCACAGGAAAAUCAAGUCCAGCUAUCUUUGCAUCACCACUACCUAUCAUUGACAGCCCAAAAAAGCCUGUAUCUCACCCCCCACCUUCCUUCUCUCGCCUUUUGUCUUUGAACUCUCCUGAAUGGAAGCAAGGCCUAAUAGGAAGUCUUUCAGCUAUAAUCUUUGGUGCAGUGCAACCUGUAUAUGCCUUAACCAUUGGUGGCAUGAUAUCAGCUUUCUUUGCACCAAGCCAUGAACAAGUCCAUGCUCGAAUGCGCACAUACUCCUUAAUAUUCUGCUCACUUUCCUUGAUUUCUAUAACCUUGAAUCUUGUGCAGCACUACAAUUUUGGUUAUAUGGGUGAGAGGCUAACGAAGAGAAUCCGAUUGAGAAUGCUAGAAAAGAUAUUGACUUUUGAGGCGGCUUGGUUCGAUGAAGAACAAAACUCUAGUGGAGCUUUAUGUUCAAGAUUGAGUAAUGAAGCCACCAUGGUAAAAUCCCUUGUCGCAGAUAGAGUUUCUUUAUUAGUUCAAACAACCUCUGCAGUUACCAUAGCAAUGAUCAUGGGACUAGUUGUGGCUUGGAAGCUUGCACUUGUUAUGAUCUCAGUUCAACCGCUUACAAUUCUAUGUUUCUACACCAGAAAAGUUUUGCUUUCUAGCAUGACAACAAAUUUUGUCAAAGCACAAAAUCAUUCUACUCAAGUUGCCGCAGAAGCAGUAUAUAACCAUAGAAUUGUUACUUCAUUUGGAAGUGUACAAAAAGUACUUCAAUUAUUUGAUAAGGCACAAGAGGAACCAAGAAAAGAGGCAAGGAAAAAAUCAUGGCUAGCAGGAAUCGGAAUGGGCUCUGCGCAAUGCCUAACUUUCAUGUCAUGGGCUUUAGAUUUUUGGUUUGGAGGGACUUUAGUAGAAAAAGGAGAGAUAUCAGCUGGUGAUGUGUUCAAAACAUUCUUUAUUCUUGUAAGCACUGGAAAGGUUAUAGCUGAGGCAGGAAGCAUGACUUCUGAUUUAGCAAAAGGUUCCACUGCAAUCGCAUCUGUGUUCCAGAUUCUUGACAGACAAUCUCUAAUUCCAGGCUCUUCCAAUAAUGGAGGGGACAGUGCUAGCAGUGGAACCAAGCUAGAAAAAUUAACUGGAUGGAUAGAAAUGAAGAAAAUUGAUUUCGCAUAUCCAAGUAGACCAGAGACAUUAAUAUUACGCGAAUUUUGCUUGGAAGUGAAGCCUGGAACAAGCAUUGGACUAGUAGGGAAAAGUGGGUGCGGAAAAUCAACAGUAAUAGGAUUGAUUCAAAGAUUUUAUGAUGUUGAAAGUGGUUCACUUAAAGUUGAUGGUGUAGACAUAAGACAACUAGAUGUUCAAUGGUAUAGGAAGCAGACCGCGCUUGUCAGCCAGGAGCCUGUGCUUUAUUCAGGCAGCAUCCGCGACAACAUUGUCUUUGGAAAGCUCGAUGCUUCCGAGAAUGAGGUGGUGGAGGCUGCCAGAGCCGCCAAUGCCCAUGAAUUCAUCUCGUCGCUAAAAGAUGGAUACGAGACAGAAUGUGGGGAAAGAGGAGUGCAACUUUCAGGAGGGCAAAAGCAAAGAAUAGCAAUUGCAAGAGCUAUAAUUAGGAACCCAACAAUAUUAUUACUAGAUGAGGCAACAAGUGCACUUGAUGUGCAAUCUGAACAAGUUGUGCAAGAAGCAUUGGAUCGAAUAAUGGUGGCAAGAAGUACCAUUGUGGUGGCUCACCGGCUUAAUACGAUCAAGAAGCUUGAUUCCAUUGCCUUUGUUGCAGAUGGGAAAAUGGUAGAGAGAGGAACUUAUGUGCAGCUAAAGAACAAGAGAGGUGCCUUUUUUAACCUCGCCACCCUUCAAGACUAGAUAGACAUGUUUAUCAAGCUUUUGUAACUUCACCAGUAACUGUAUCACUGUUUAUGCAAAUCUAAUAGAGGGUUGGAAACGGUGACUGGAGUCGCAUUGUAAAUACAAAUUAAAAAACAAACUAUAAAAAUUUUAUGCAGACCUUAAUUAGGAAUUGGGUUAA